AUUUAAAUUGCGACCCACUUAGCGCCCACAUAUUUUCACUUCCAGCUUCCAUUUCCAGCUCUCCCGUUUUAGUGGAACAGAACAACCUACUGAAUUGCUUUUUCAUAACUGAAUUAUUCUGUUGCUUAUAGUUUUUUUUUCACUUCUACCCUUCAUAAUACGCCUAAAGAGGAACAGUUAGCUUUUAAUACCAAAGUUUUGAUUUUUCAAGUAUCCCUUAAUCCUGUUAUUGGUAGAAUUUUUGCUUGAAAUCAUUACUCAAGAUCUUCUCGACGCUGUUUACUGUUUGGCAGAACGUGAAAUGCUACAAAAAACAUUAGUUGUGUCAUAUCAAAAACGACCAUUUAAAACUCAUAUGAAGAUCCACAAUUUCUUGUAAAAAAAAAUUGAAGCAAUUUAUACGGAGUUAGUUGUAAAAUACUCAAGGUUAUGGUUUAAAAGAUGGAUCAUCAGAAAUAAACAAAAGGUAAUAGUUGCAAAGUAGGGGAACCAUUGUUCUGCUGACACUUCAGAAAAAUCUUCCGGAUGAAGGAAAUUUACCCAAUCAUUUAGCCCCGCCCAAAGCAGAGCCCUUCUUCAAUUAAGAAUUCUGUCCCUGAAGAUUAGAAACUAUCGACAUUACCCACUCAAAAGUGUUCCUGUCGCGGCUAAAACCUACAAAAAUUAAGUUUGGAAUCCUUGAAAUCAGUUGAAAUGUCUCGAUUGAACUCCCCGCCGUCAUUAAACAGGGGAACCUGGACCAACUCGUCUAAAAAUCUUCGAAACAUGCCAUUAGUGUUACUAAUUACGAUAUUUUGCGUGAUUCUGGCAACCGGACCUCCUUGCGUAAGCGGAGAGGUCGGGAACGGUAUAGACGGCGGCUCCUCGAGAUCCGACGAUGGUGGCGAAGGUGUGAAAAGUGUGUUCGUGCGUGAACCCGAGGAUGUGUGGGUUGUGAAGAGUGGGGGGUCGAAAGGGGGGUUGGAAAAGGGGGCACAGGUCGGAGCUGAAGUGUUCUGCAGUGCAGUUGGCGUGAUCAAAGUGGUGUUCUAUUGUGACGGCGUCCCGGUGUCCAAGAAGAACCAAGUCACCACCACUGAUGACGUCUCGAAACAGACCAACAGUUUCAUCACUUUUUCGCGGGACGAAGUAGUGGAUGGGGCGAGUGGAGAUGUGCUGAUCAAUCAGUGCUACUGCUCAGUCUAUGUCUCAGUCUCCGAGGAGAGGAAGUCCCGCACGGCCACCAUACGCGUAGCUAGCCUCAAGAAGGAUUUUUUAUCUGACCCGAUAUCGAAACGAGUUGCAGUGGGUAGUCCAGUUGAACUGCAGUGCCGACCGCCCGAAGGGGAGCCGAAACCCGAAGUGUACUGGCUCAAAGAUGGGGCCAAGGUCAUCGGGUCUCGUUUCGUAGUGGGGGAGCAAUACCCGACUUUAAUGAUAACCGAAGCUACGUUCGCAGACACGGGAGAAUACAUUUGCGUGGCCAAAAAUGUGUUCACGCAAAGAGAGUCAUACCCGGCCAAAUUGGAUGUUUAUGAGGACGGCGGCUGGUCGGACUGGUCUCGGUGGAGCGAGUGCAGCAGUGAGUGUGGGAAGGGAACUCUAAGCAGGAGCAGGAGCUGCAACAAACCCCCACCUGUCAACGGUGCAGACUGCGAGGGCAAAUCGGACGAAACUGCCGACUGCACUAUUGUAUGCCAAGACCCGAAUAGUGUACGUGGGGCUAACGGGGGUUGGGGGGAGUGGGGACCCUGGAGUCCCUGUAGUCAGAAGUGUGGCCAGGUGAGAAGAAGAGACUGUGCUGUUAGACGAGCAUCAGGGGGAGGGGUUUUGAAGACAACUGACAGUGACCAAGGAGCAUUCAGUGGAAGUACUCCAUGUCAAGGUGAAUCAGUGGAGCACAGAAACUGCAGUGGGGACUAUUGCACCUUCAUCAGUCUGGGAACAGCUCCUCCGAAGAGAAACAACAAACCAGCUCAGCCUGUACAAGAGAGUAAUCUGGCACUGUACUUUGGCCUCAUUACCAUCGUUGGUCUGUUCAUCAUAGUGGUGCUGGUGAUCGUGUUCUUCAUCCAGAGAAUGAGCAAGUACGGGGUCAUCUGUGGGGGUCACACUCUGGGGGGACCACAGGGGGCAGGGGGGGCUGUGAGUUACAUGAGUCAUGAGCCAUACCACACAGAGGCACUGGCCAUGUCCGGAAAAUACAGAGAGGGCCCGCAGUAUCCAGCUGGACACUACACUAUGCAAACCGCAUACCAUCCAAACAACUUCGCGCUCUCGUCCUCGACCGGAAACUCCCUCUCAAAUGGGACCCAUCUGUACUCCUCAGCCGCGGGUGGCAACUUCCCCCACCCUUCUCUAACUUUUCCAAAUGGGGGGCUUGUGUCGCCUAUCACCUCGUGCACAGCACCUAUAGCCUCAUCCCAAGUCACUAACGGGGGUUCGGUUCCAGUAGGGAACUUUUUCCUGAUGCCCGCUGCUCAGUACGGACUCUUUCAAGGCGACUUGGUACCAACUUCAAAAAUGGGCAUGAACAACCCAGAGAGCCCGAAGAGUUAUCACAUGGGGCCAGGUAGUGAGAAAAAUGGGUAUACUUUGGGUGUGCAAUUGGGACCUAGUGGGAACCCUACAUUUCUGCCCUUCAUGGGACCACAUUCGGAUAGGGCUUCCAUGAUGAUGGAUCACUACGAGGAUCUGCCUGAAGAUGUUCCUCUCGCUUUGGCACAGGAGUACCAAAUGAAAGCCCUUCAAAACCAGCAAAUGAUAGUACCGCAUUUUGCCGAUUACGCAAUCAAUAUAGAACCCCACUGCAUAGCGAGGGGCAAAGUAGGCUUCGCUGGAGGUCGGCUAUGUAUCCCAGACUCCAAAGUAUCUCUUCUGAUUCCUGAAGGCGCAGUUCCCCGAGGAGCCAUGCAAGAUGUCUACAUUGCUGUGUGUCGUGACGAACGGCAAAUUCCGAGCUUAGUCGAUAAACCAAAAAGCACUCUUUUAAGCCCGGUUAUCAUGGCCGGACCUCCGGGUCUAAAGUUUAACAAACCAGUCGUUCUAUCAUUUGAACAUUCGGCUAGAGGAUCUAUGUUUGAUUGGUUCCUUAAGGUGCUCUCAGGUCCGAAUUGGAGCGAUACUAUUUCAGUCAGCGAUUCGAGCUCACAAAAUUCAGGAUCUCAGAACAACAACAACAACUCUUCCUCGCCAACUGGUGAAAUGUUUUGUCAAGUUGAUCCCGCAACCUGUUACUUAAUGAGCGACACGGUCAGAGGUCAAUAUGCUUUAAUCGGAGGCCAGCAGAACGCGGCAACUCUGGUCAUUAAGAGUCUGCGAUGUGUCACUUUCUGCUGUUUGCCCCCUAAAAAUAGCUCUGGAACAGCCCAGGAACUGACGUUUAGAGUGUACUGCAUACCAAACUAUCGAGACACCUGGGAGUUCGUGAACGAAUUGGAGCGGCAGUUUGGGGGCACUUUGGUAUGUGAGUCGGUGGACCUGGAUCUGGUGUCCUACUCGGAACCCCUCAAAAUCGCCCUCGGAGACCUCAGUUCAGGAUGGAUCACCAAGUCCACUCAGCAGGAAAUUCCGUUUGACCAUCUCUGGAAUAAAGUGACAUGCCACACCCAACAUGCCAGCUUCGCCCUCUUGCGACAUAAAAAAGACGCAUCUCUCGAAUCUUUGAGCUUCAAUGUCAAAGUGUCGCAGGGAUCCUUCCAACACAACUUCAAAUCACUCGCAAUAAAAAUGACCUCUGCUCACCUGAACUCUGUCAACAACACUUUGCCAAUUUUUGACCAUUCGAAUGAGACGAAUAGCGGCGUGGCCAAUUCGGACUCAUCAGGAAGCGCCGACAACUCUCGGAACCUCUCGGCCGAGUCAGCUUCUAUGUUUGUGUUCCGACUAUCUCACGAAGUUCGUCAGCGAAUGAUCGAAACAUUUGAUAAGAACCAUGGCAAAAACUGGUACCAUCUUGCGGCCAUGUUGAAGUUAGACCAGUUUCAGACUUAUUUUGCCACCAAAACCAGUCCUACCGAACAUAUUCUAGAUCUCUGGGAAGCAAGACAUCGCGAUAGAAACUCUAUAGGCCAACUUGUGGACAUCUUAAAAUCCCUAGGCCAGUUUGAAAUUGCAACCUUGAUCGAGCACGAUUUAGCCGAAUGGCUGUAGAGAAGAAAAAUUGCGAUUUUAUCACUCCCAACAACCGCCAAAUUCAAUUUUGAUUGACUUAAAACUUAAAUUUCUUGUUCUUUUUUUGUAAUAAAUAAUUAUUAGUUUUAAUAUUUACCUAUCAAUAGAUUUUUGAAUACUUGU
Symsagittifera roscoffensis is the source of this 4275-nucleotide messenger RNA. RefSeq names its product netrin receptor UNC5A-like. Bases 694 to 4131 code for a protein of 1145 amino acids. Gene Ontology annotation, cellular component: membrane. The record is from RefSeq and is a predicted model, not a curated record. Lineage: Eukaryota; Metazoa; Xenacoelomorpha; Acoela; Convolutidae. Gene Ontology annotation, biological process: netrin-activated signaling pathway. The transcript has 12 exons. Gene Ontology annotation, molecular function: netrin receptor activity; protein binding.